UACAACCUUCGAUUGAAAGCCCCAGGUUGGGUGGAAUUGUUUGAUUUCUUAUGCCUUUCGGUUACACCUCUCCUGAAAUGGAUUGGAGGGGAUUUUGACUUGUAUGGGAUUUAAUCCCCCUCCAUUCCCUGUCAACCGAACAAGGCCUUAGAUGGGAUGGGAUGGAUUGGUGGCAUAUAAGACCCAUCUUUGAUUUGGAUGAUCAAGACUGUGUGGAAAUGGAAAGGAGAAUUGGGUAUGGAUAAGUCUUUCAAGUAGUAUAACUGUAUUAGCACUAGCCAGAACUGCUUAUCUUUUGCGCACCACUAGGCAAAACGAGGAGCAUCCGUCGUCUUUCUAAUCCCAUGUUCUGAACUUGUGCAUUUGUUUUGCGGGGCAGCUCAUAAUAGCAUUUCCGUGUAUGUGCUUUGCCCGUUUUAUUGAAUUGCUCGGGACAUGACAAAUUGACCGAUGAGUAGGAGGUUCUUUGGAGGAUGUUAUCUGUCUGAGUAAAGAAUUGCGAGCCGUGGCCCAACAUGGUUCCUUCCUGCUUUAUGUCGUUUUUAUUUUAUGUUGCUUCAUGAUUUGUAAUCGUAAAAAAAUUCAUAAUGAAAUCCAUGUUUGCACAUGUGUAGAACAAGUUCCUUAGUAUACAAGAGUAUAUGUGGAUAUUUAUGGUUAUUGAUUAGAUAUGAACAACAUUAUAUGCUUAUAUGUAGUUGUAGCAAACUAUCCGCCUCUGUUUUGCAUAUAUUCCCCUGCUCAUGUUUUAAAUCUGAUGGCCUUCAAUUUGUUGUGUCUUGCAGAGAGUUUGUCAUCAUGCACAGCCCCAGUAAGCGGUUGAUUACCUCUGUGUCCAAACGCCUUGCCGUGUCCAAUCUCCAAGGCUGGGCAGACCUCCCAGAUGACCUGCUGCACUCAAUUGUUGCUCUCUUGGGCUCCUCCAUUGACCUUCUUGCCUUUGCUGCCACCUGCCGCCCUUGGCGUGCCGCUUUCUUCUCACACCCAUCCAAAUCUACCUUGUGCUUCUCAUGCCCCCCUGUCCUCAUCCGAAAAAACCCCAUCCAACCUCCUAGCAAUGGUCAUGCCAAGCCACAAAUAUUUAACUUAGUUGAUCCAUCCAACACAGGCACCAACUAUCGCUGCCAGAUACGUGAAGAAAUUCUGCAGAAAUUUUAUUUUGCUGGUUCUUCCUAUGGUCAGCUCAUCUUCUUCCGCCACAGACGUUGCCUUGUUGUUGAUGCAUUUAGUGGUGCAGAAGUUUCACCUCCAUGUCUCCCUGAGUUGAACCACAAUGUUUUUGAGCCGUACUAUUGUAGCACUCUGACUGCUCCCCUUGCAUCACCCAGCUCAUGCCUCCUUGUCAGUACAAAAUCCUCCCUAUUUGACUGGCCAGUUGGAAGUGACUCUUGGUCUGAACCCAAGCUUUCCAAUGUGCAAUUACGGCAGAUUGUGGAAUUAAAUGGUCAGUUCAUUGCCAUGGAUGAUCAUAUGAAGAUCUACACUUUGCAGUUGGCGCCCCAGCUUGGCCUGCAAGACCUACCAAUAGAGUGGUGUGGCGGCAAGAUCCCAAGCAUGGAUUCGAAACCAUUUCUAGUGGUCUGCCGCGACAUGCUUCUGAUGGUCUGCUAUUCUCUGGUAUCCCUACUCCGGGGAUCAAGCUUCUGUACACUCCACCGCCUUGACAUGUCUACCAAUCCUGCAAAAUGGGUAGAGAUGAAGAAGCUGGACAAUUGGGCACUCUUCGUUGCAGCUGACAUUAGGACCCCACCAUUUUCUUGUGUCAACCCAGAACGGUGGGGAGGGAGAACCAACUGCUUGUACUACACUCACCACUCUGAACCUUGGGGUGUACGAUGGUUGGGCAAUGAGCCGGAUCUUACGAAGGAUCCAUCCGCCAGUCGGGACCUUGUGUUCGGAAGAAAUAUGUGGCGUUACCCACAGAGCCUCUGGGUGUACCCCAGCAUGUUUUACUCUGAUGGGAAGUGAUCGUUGUCGUGGGCAACUACAAACCUACUGCUGUACCAGUUUCUUCUGAAGAUUCUCCCCUUCUUAACAGGGGCAAAUACUUUUGCGGCUUGAUACGGGGAUGCUGAUCAGCAUGAGCACUGGAAGUUUUUGUAGUUAUUUUUUUUCAGUUUCUCUGAACCUGGUACCAGAUAUUUAUGGCGGUACUUCCGCAAUUACUUUCAUCAUCCAGUUUUUAGCCAUGCUUAUGAAA
Messenger RNA from Triticum urartu, 2200 nucleotides. The record is from RefSeq and is a predicted model, not a curated record. Lineage: Eukaryota; Viridiplantae; Streptophyta; Magnoliopsida; Poales; Poaceae.